AACAAGGACCAACAAAGAUUCUGUAUUGAUGAACUCCUCUCAAACCAAAAGUGAAAAACCCCGCCCACUCUCCCCACCAAAACUUUCAUCUCAAAUUUACAAUUCAGCUGACGCUCCUUUUUCAAACAUUACAAAUCCGCGGCAUCUUGUUUCCGGUUUCCCCCUCUUAAAAAAUUCAUUAUUUAUAUAGUAUCAUCUUCUCAAAUCAAUCUCUCUCUCUUAAUUUCAUUGUUAUUGAGAGAGAUUAAAAUCCAUAAUGUCUAGCCAAGAAAACUGUGUACCCCUGACUCGCUCAUCUCUUAAGCGAGCUGCUCCAUCAAUGACCACACCAGAGCCAGCCUACAAGAGGAGGGUUGUGCUGGGAGAGAUUUUGAACAAUUCGAGUGCUGUUUCUGGAAAUGAGGACUUGUUGUGCAGGGAGUUUGAGGUGCCCAAGUUUGUAGCACAGAAGAAAAGGAAGAGGGGUGCGAAAGAAGAUGUGGGGGUUGAUUUUGGUGAGAAAUUUGAUGACCCACAGAUGUGUUCUGCUUAUGUUUCUGAUGUUUAUGAGUAUCUUAAGCAAAUGGAGAUGGAGACUAAAAGAAGACCAAUGAUGAAUUAUAUUGAGCAAGUCCAAAAAGAUGUGACCUCUAACAUGAGAGGAGUUUUGGUGGAUUGGUUGGUUGAGGUUUCCUUGGAGUACAAACUUCUUCCAGAAACUCUGUACUUGGCCAUUUCGUAUGUUGAUAGAUACUUAUCAGUAAAUGUUCUGAAUAGACAAAAGCUGCAACUUCUCGGUGUUUCUUCGUUUCUUAUUGCCUCAAAAUAUGAAGAAAUCAAGCCCAAGAACGUUGCAGAUUUUGUUGAUAUUACUGAUAACACGUACUCACAGCAAGAGGUAGUUAAAAUGGAAGCUGAUCUCCUCAAAACUCUCAAGUUUGAAAUGGGAAGCCCAACAGUUAAAACCUUUCUGGGAAGAUUUAUCAGAGCUGUACAAGAAAAUCCUGAUGUUCCUAAAUUGAAGUUUGAAUUCUUGGCAAAUUACCUUGCAGAACUCAGUUUGUUGGACUAUGGAUGCCUCGAGUUUGUACCUUCUUUGAUAGCUGCAUCUGUAACAUUCCUUGCACGAUUUACCAUUAGACCAAAUGUGAAUCCUUGGAGUAUAGCUUUACAAAAAUGUUCUGGAUAUAAAUCAAAGGAUUUGAAAGAAUGCGUUCUUCUCCUGCACAAUCUGCAAAUGGGAAGAAGAGGGGGUUCUCUGUCGGCUGUUAGAGACAAGUACAAGAAGCAUAAGUUCAAAUGUGUGUCAACAUUAUCUCCAGCUCCAGAGAUCCCUGACUCAAUUUUCAAUGAUGUUUAAGAAUCCAUGAUGCCAAUAUGCUUGUACAAAUCAACCGUGUGCCUGGUGCAUAAUGAUCUGAAGCAAUUUGAUGCUAAUUUCUCCAAAUUGGUCACUGUAGGGAGCUAGUUUUGUAUCUUUUAUGUUUCCUACGAACAACAUGGGAGUAAGUAUUAGAGUGACAUCCAUUAGAAGUUGGAUUUAGGAUGUAACUAGAUUUAUUUUAGUUCAGUUGAGCUACUGAAUUAUCAGGUCUUCCCAGAGUUAUUUGUAAUAUAUCCUCGCUGCGAGUAUCUUAUUGAUAUGAAAUUAAUUUUAAAUUGCU
This is a messenger RNA of Daucus carota subsp. sativus, 1643 nucleotides long. RefSeq names its product G2/mitotic-specific cyclin C13-1. The transcript has 7 exons. Gene Ontology annotation, biological process: regulation of cyclin-dependent protein serine/threonine kinase activity; mitotic cell cycle phase transition. Gene Ontology annotation, cellular component: cyclin-dependent protein kinase holoenzyme complex; nucleus; cytoplasm. Lineage: Eukaryota; Viridiplantae; Streptophyta; Magnoliopsida; Apiales; Apiaceae. The record is from RefSeq and is a predicted model, not a curated record. Gene Ontology annotation, molecular function: cyclin-dependent protein serine/threonine kinase regulator activity. Bases 257 to 1339 code for a protein of 360 amino acids.